CCACAAAUGAAAUACAUAUUUUAAUGAUAUUUUUAUAAUUAUUUCGUCACAUUACAUGAAUAAAAUUUCUUUGCGGGAAUUUUUGACAGUUGUCAAAAUGUCAAUAAAAACAUGAAACUCACAGGCGGUGUAGUAGCGAGUGUGUCUGUGAAUUUCGGAAAUCCUUUCUUAAAUCUUGCGUUAAUUUUAACAUGACUGAGUUAUAAAAGCUUCGUAUUUCAUUAUCAUUUCAAAGUAAAAGGCGAGAUUGAUCGUGUUUUUAGUAGACAAUCGUUUAUGUAACCGUGUUUGUGAGUUACAUAACGAAUUUAUGGGUUUUGGGUGUAAGCUGACGGGAGAGAAAUAAGUAACUGCGAUGGUGAAAACCCGCCGCAGUAAUGGAGAAAACGGGGAGGUGGAGGAAGGGAACGAGGGACUGAACGACGUCGGCAGUGUCUCUGACGAGAAGGCUUCCAAUUGGUCACAAAGGGAGCUGAGGAGUGGCCAGUAUAAAGUUACAAGGAAAAUACAACACUGGCCUACCAAGAAAUAUAGCAGAAGACGUCGCACUAUAAAAAUGCCUCGUAUUGUGUUCCCGGAGAGUGAUACAGAGCCAGAAAAGUAUUCUAGACGUUCGCGCCAAGUUCGAGUGUUCUUCGCAGACGACAAUGAUUCCACCAAUCGGAGCCUCCGCAUUCACAACAGCAGGGGCCCGAGGAAGAAUUACAUGGAGGACAGCGAAGACAAACCGAUACAACAAAAUGUCAGAAGAAGCUGCCGUAAGCGCAAGCUACUGCACCACAACUUUAACGAGAGCUGGAUCACCAACGAGCUGAAAGUUAAGGGGUACCCGGACUUAUACGGGUUCCCUGGGUCUAGUUCCUCGGAUGAAUUCACAUCAGGAGACGAAGCGACAAGGGUCUCUAGUAAGAAAAUGGUGGCAGUUGGACAGUCCCACAGCAUCCCGCCGCCAACAAAUACAGAUGAAGAUACGCAGCUUUCGCGCCAGAGAAGGACGUCAGCUAGGUUCAACAAAAAGGCUAAUGAUGCAACAGAGUCAGACUCGGAAGGGGAUAACAACCAGACAGUGAUUGAGAAGAAGCCAUCUGCCGAGGAAAACGAGAAUGCCAAUAUGGAUACAAGUGAAAUUAAGAAAGAGGAGGCGCCCGAGCAGCCGGCUGAAAAUGGACAGGAUAGUGAAAGCAAUCAAGGCCCUGCUCGGUCUACUAGAGGACGCGGUCGUCGCAGGCAAAAGAAAGAGGAUAGCCAACAAGACACAGUGACGGAGUCGUCAUCGGAGUCCAGUUCGGAGCUGACGCUGCGGCGUGCGCCGCGGCGCUCCACUCGCUCGCGACAGCCCAAGCCGGCCUUCGUGCAGAUCGCGCAGCGGGAGACUCGCGGCCGAGCAAAAACGUUUACGAUACGGAAGAAGCCUUACUGCCUCCGAGAGAGGAAACCCAAAAUCCUUCGUAGGAAAACUAUCAGAUCUCAAUCCCCGUCGAGUAGUAGCAGCACAUGCAGCUCAGACACGGACGAGGACCUUAACGUCACCAUGAAGAAGAAGACCAAGGGAAGGCAAAAAUCCAAAUCAACAGACGACAAGAAAGAUGAUAGAGCUCUAAGAGACAUACAGCCUGUGGAAGUCGAUGGAAGCGUCAGAUUCUCAUCCGUCGGAGGUUUAGAAGAGCACAUAAAAUGUCUCCGCGAAAUGGUCCUCUUCCCCCUCAUGUACCCAGAUUUGUUCAGCAAGUUCAACACCCGACCAGCCAAAGGGGUCCUAUUUCAUGGUCCACCGGGCACGGGCAAAACGUUAUUGGCUAGAGCGCUGGCGAACGAGUGCAGUUUGGUAGGGGGAAGAAAGGUGGCCUUCUUUAUGAGAAAGGGCGCGGAUUGUUUGAAGAAGUGGGUGGGGGAGAGUGAGAGGCAUUUGAAGCUACUAUUCCAACAGGCUAGCAAAAUGAAGCCGUCCAUAAUAUUCUUCGACGAGAUAGACGCACUCGCGCCCGUACGUAGCGUCCGACAGGACCAAGUUCACGCCAGCGUCGUUGGGACCCUGCUUGCUGAGAUGGACGGAUUGUGUGACAGAGGCGAAGUAAUAAUAAUCGGAGCAACAAACCGCCUCGACGCGGUAGACCCGGCGCUCCGCCGCGCGGGCCGCUUCGAUCGCGAACUACACUUCCCGCCACCUCACGCCGCCGCCAGAAGGGAGAUAUUGGACAUUUAUACUAGUCAUUGGAGGCCUAAGCCUUCGGAUGAAACGCUGGAUCAUCUGGCGCAGGUCGCUAGCGGUUAUGGAGGUUCAGAUUUGAAGGCGUUAUGUUCAGAAGCAGUAUUAAAAGCAUUACGAAGAGUGUAUCCACAAGUGUACGAAAGUGAACAUGCGUUACUAAUAGAUACUAAAAAUGUGGAAGUAAUUGGAGAAGACUUGCUGCAAGCCAUGCAGUCCCUGGUGGCGGCGGGCGCGCGCACCAGCCCGCAGCCGGCCAAGCGGCUGCCGGCGCACGCCGCGCCGCUGCUGCAGGCCCAGAUACAGGCGGCCGGCGACCUCAUGAACAACGUCUUUGUACAUGACAAAAAGAUCGGCGACGUACUCCUAUCUCCAAGCGUGCUACUAAUCAGCGGGGAAUGCGCGGAGACGCACAUAGCGCCCGCAUUGCUCGCGCAGUUGGAGCAUUGUACGGUGAAGGAGCUCAGUAUGAGCACUCUGCACUCCGUACACGCGUUUACGCAAGAACAGGCGCUAAUCACUCUAUUCUCCGAGUGCCGGCGUGCCGACCGCGGCUGCGUGCUCUUCCUCCGCGACUGCGCCGGAGUGUGGGCCAUGUUGGGGGCUACGGGCGCGGCGCUCUUCGCGCAACUAUGGAGGACGAGGGCCGCUGGGGACGGCACGUUACUGCUAGCUACUUCUAAUGUUCCGCAUAAGGAUCUGCCUCUAGAGCUUCAAGAUCUUUUCCCCGUAUACAAAGACUGCGUGUACUCCGUACGGGAACCGAGCGCGUCCGAAGUGAUAGCGUUCCUGAAGCCGAUCAUCACCGAAGCUCCAUUAGAACCCCCCGUUAUUGAGAACCAUGAGCCGCCGCCUCCGCUGCCACGAGCGCCCCCGCCGCCGCCGCCCCGCGAGUCCGCAGAGCAGGUCGCCCGGCGCAAGCGCAAGGAAGACUACAAGCUGCGCGAGCUGAGGAUAUUCCUCCGGGACAUUUGUAGGAAGCUUGCUUCCAACCGACGCUUCUACAAGUUCACUAAACCCGUCGAUCUGGAGGAGGUAACAGACUACCUGGAGAUCGUCACGCAGCCUAUGGACCUGGAGACCAUGAUGACAAAAGUGGACAUGCACAAGUAUAACUGCGCAAAGGAGUUCCUCGAGGACAUAGAUUUGAUAUGCGCUAAUGCACUGGAGUAUAAUCCGGACAGAACGUCAUCAGACAAGCAGAUCCGUCACGAGGCCUGCUCCCUGCGCGACCACGCGCACGCGUUGAUCGAUGUCGAGAUGGACAGUGACUUUGAGCUUGAGUGCCAAGACAUCGCUAGGAGAAGGAAGGAUGAGGGCACGGCGGCGGAUAAUGAUCUUCCGGACUUUAUAUAUACAGCUUCUAAUCUGCAUGUUUCAGCGAAUCUCGACGGCACUGCUGAGGGUAAAUCUCCGCACACGCCCGGCCCGGAGCGGGAUAGUGUCAAGCGUAAGCGACGUCGCAUAAAUGCGUGGUCGAAAGGACUUGUUGUGAAACGACAGAGGACGCAGAAGACCUUCAAAGAAUCCGUAAUGAUAACCGACGAGGAGUCUAAAGAGAACAAGCCGAUCACGUCAACGCCGAUGACGAACGGCGCGUCGUCGUCCGGGUCGGACGACGACGCGCCGCUGCGGCGGCCGCGCGACGACUCCGUGUUCAAUUUCUCCGCGCAGGGCGUCCACAACCACGUGCUGGAGAGUUCGGCAAAGUCAACGGAGAAAGUGACGGCAAAAUCAUCACCAAAGAAAAGAAAUUCCGGGCACGAGACAACCAACGCGGACAAAGUACUGAUAAACAAGACUGAAUUAGAUAACCUCCUAUAUAAGAACGCGAAGCCGCUCCGCCUGAUCGGGCUGUCAGCCCUGCUCGACCUGCACGCGCAACUAUCCGCGGUGGUGCGCCGCUACACGGAGCGCGCGGACCGCGCCAAGCUGCCGCACGACCUGCACGCGGUGGUGGCGCGCUACGUGCACAUAUCGAGGAAGUGAGCUGCCGUGAGGUCCUGUUGCUGGUUGUGUGAGUCACUUUAUUUGGUGAUAAAUUUGAAAAUGCAGUGGCGGGGCGUGCAUUGACGCCGUUCGCAUUUGUAAUUUGGACACCGCGCCGCAUGCCCCGUUUUACAAUCGGCUGCAAAGAAAAGGUACCCCUUAGCUUAAAAUUUCAAAGUCGCUAAACUAAUGGUAUUGCUGGCUGUACAUUGUCGCAUUAACCUUUUCGACGAUCGUCACGUCACGGAAGUGUCAAAACUAAAAUUGAACUUUAUGCACGUAGGUCUAUGUUGCUCUGUGAUCUAUGACCGAUCAAUCGGUUUUUGGCGUUGAACCUACGGUGCGAAUAUAUCGUUCAUUGGCGUCUAAAAGGUUUAGGGCCUCAGUGGUGAGCGUUGAGCGGAGCGUCCAACGGGGCGGGCAGCGUCAGAGUCCUCUAUGCAGCGUACACUCAGACCGCUCGCAUACAUUCGCAUACAUCGCAAAUGACAUGUCAUUUGUUUAAAAUGGACGCCGCGCGCCGCGUUUGAGAGUUCAAUCAGUUUACACGAUAACGACUUCAACGAUUCAAGUGUGAUAUGAUUCGUAUAGUUACCGAAGUUAACAAAAUUGAAGUGAUGCAAAAUGCUUGCGUGAUAAAAGCUUGGUAAUUGUUAGUGUAAAUACGCCAACAAUUACAACGCGUACUAGUGUCACUCGUUGCCAUGAUUACGGUUUUUUGUCCCUUGGACGACCACUCUUGAAAUCCUGUUUGUAUGAUAUUUUAAUGUAUCAAUCAUGCAUUUUUGUGGUAGUUUAUGGCAUUUCUAUAACAAGCUAUCCACUAAGCAUGUUAGUAAAACGUCAUACAACAUCUCAUCGAACAAACUGUGCCAGUAGUAAAAGUUGAUUCACCUCACAUUUAUAAAUAUUAGCCAGUUAAUUUCAAUGUACGCGGUGGUCAUACGUACACAUACAUACAAAAGAACACCCUAAUAACCAAAAACGAACCUUUUUAACGUUGCUAUAAGGUUCACAUUAUUAAUUGUUCAAUUUAAAACUACCAAAAAUAAAUAUUUGUAUGUAAAACAAUUGCAUUACAUUGCAGCCUACUUUCACUGCCAUUUGAAUUUAAUAUUGUUAAGACGCAAGCUUUCAAAUAUUACUAAAAUAGCUCUUAUAGAAAAGACACUGGGUUGAAUUUAGAAAUUGACAAUUUGAGGCGGUUAACACCUUUUAUUUAAACGGCUUUUAACAUAAAGAAGAGACGCUUUAUACAUAUUUUCGUACACUGACCCACAUGUUGCUAUCUCUAUUGCACGCGCAUAAUUAUAUCGCUGUCCCGCCCUUGAUGCCGGUUGUCACUGUCACUGUGUGAGCUUGACAGCUAUAUAGUUAUGCGCGUGCAAUAGAGAUAGCAACAGACGGGUCAAUGUACGAAAAUCUGUGGGAAGCGUCUUCUUUCAUAAUCGCAACAGGACCGAGCGCCAUCUUUUUAGAAAAACGAACUUUAAAUGUAUGUACGUAAGAGUUUAUAUCGAAUGUCAUUGAGGUUGUAAUUUAUUGGAUUCUUAAGAUUGUCGGAGAAUAUAAAAAUGUUUGCUGUAAGCAUUUGUCAAGUCUCAUUCACGUAUUAUGUCACGACAUUCCGUGAAUAUGACUGUACGAAUGUUAUUAUGCUAGAGCAGGUCCAUAUGUUGUCCCUUUCAUACUGUAAAAUUAGAAAAGGACAGCCUGUGAUAAACUUAGCAUGUUAACACUUCUAAUUGAAUUGAUUGCAAAAGGACGUCAACGGGGGCUGUCCCGUACAAAUGAAUUUUAUUUCGUCUACUAACUUUUGAACGUUCCAAGUCGAUGAUUAUUUAUUGAGCAUUUUUCACAUCAAUUUUAUUUCAUAUUUCAUAUAUUUAUUGGUAAAGCUAAUUACACGUCCAGAGUACAUAAAAUAAAAUUACAAAAGUAAACGUUUAAACUUAAAAAACAAAUCAAAUCAAAUACAUAUAUUUUAAAGCGAAAAAACGGAAAUAAUUCUAAAUUUGGUCACAUAAUUUUAAAUCCAUAUAAUAAUAAAUCAAUUAAAAAUAAAGUUUCACAAUGAAGGUAAUGUCCCAUGAAAACAGCGAAAUCUUUUACAUCUUGUGUGGAUCGAUGGCAUUCAUCCAUUGCGACGGAAAAAAAACUCCUAUACCUGCAAAUCUUCAGAAAAUCGCGUUUACGGGACAGUGGUACACAAUUUCGUGGAACGCUCCAAAAUAAAAGUUAGUUCUACAUAUCAAUCAAUUCGAUCGGACUUGUGCAGUAUAUAUCUUAAAUUAUAAACACUGCCUAAAGCACUAUUUAAGUAUAAUUGUAAGUGUUAUUUACGAAUUUUAAGGCAUCCGACUAACCAUUCCUAACUAGCCAAAUUGUGUGUAUACACGGUGGAACAUUAUAAAGUAUUACACCUAAUUUAUAGGUUAAAAUGUUAGGCUCACAAUUUUGUUACGUUUAGUUCCUACUAAAAUAAAAAAGGAAAGCUGAAUGAAUAUUGGUGAGCUAAAAGAGUGGUUUAAACAAAUUGUAGUUUAUUCUACCACAAUACACCUUUUAAUUAUUUCAAUUAGCAUUGAAAAAUUCAAACUAAAUGUAAUAAAAAUACAAAUGAAUUGUAAAUUGUGAGCAAAUUAUUUUAAGUCUUGGAAGUGUAAAUGUUUAAAAAAAGUAUAAGUUCAUCAGUUCAUAGUUAAUGUAGCUAAAGUAUCAUGAUUUUAGUGCAAUUAUUACAUGUAAAAUAGCUGCUUUAGCUACAUUAUACUUUGAUUUAGGAUAGGUUGCGUCCAGGUAGUAGCCCCGUGGUCUGUGAUAUGUAGUGGAGUUGUAAGGUAAAGUAAUCCUACGUUAACUGUAAAUUUGUCCACGCAUCGCAAACCGCUUAUUUAUUGUCAUUCGUUAUUUGUGUCCCCUUUCCAAAUGUUACCCAGUAUGUAAGGUUAGGUGUAGGUUUCAUUGGUCACAGUGAAUCAAUGUAGUCAGUAAAAGAGAUAGUGACUGCGAAAGUGGUCAGAUAUCGGUACACGUCCUUAUGUCUAUGGUGCUGGCGGCUCCCCAGGUAGGCAACGAACCAGUUAAGGGCUGUUUCCGAAACGUUCAUGUGUUUGAGCAGAGCAACUAUCUAUUAUUUCAUGGUUUUUUAAUAUUUUACCGCGACUUUAAUUUGCUAGCAUUUUUUUCAUUGCACAAUUGUGUAAAAUACGCAAUUCAUAUAAAUUAAGUUUCAUAUCCUGUAAUCUGUACAGUUUUAUUUGCAGUUUGAUGUCUGUUUUUAGUAUUUGUAUGUGUGUCGAAACCAUAUCGAACAAUUUGGCUUUUUAGGCAAAACAUUAACUCGAUUAUGUUUAAAUUUAACGACCAAAUAAGCGGAGUAAGAGAAUUAGUUACGGUUUAAGUUUGGAAUGUUUUAAAUUAUUUGGACUAACAAAAUUUGUUUAACGAUUAACAAUUAAAUCUAAUAGUUUGUGAUUUAAUUAUUUAUGGAAAUGUUUACGCUGUAAUCUGCUAAGGAUAAUCACAAUUCUUAUACGUUUUCUUUCAUGUAGCAAUCUAAUUAAUUUACUGUUAAUACAGCCGAUUGUCGGUUUUGAAGAUUCAGUUUUGCCCUAUUAAUACUGAAUAAUUUUACUUUUUGGAAUGGGCCUCGUUUAAGAAAUUUGUGUCCAAAAUAUUUGGAAUUUAUUAGAACAUAUCCUAGCCUAGCGAAGUCAUCACGCGUUAAUACUUAUCGCUAGUUUAAAAUUUGAGUAAAAGACUUAGUACAAUAACACGAUUUGUGUAUUAAUGGAAAAUGUAAUAGGCUUAUUUCUUUGAUGAUUUUCCAUCGAAAGCAACUUUAAAUUGUUAGUUAAUUUUCUAUAGUAACUGCUUUCUUCUUUCUAGUAUUAGGCCUCAAUGGUCCGUGAAAUGAAUAAAAGUGCGUUGAACUUUAAAUUGUUACGAAUAGAGUAUGAAUGUGUAGUAUGAUAAUUUAAAUUAAUUUUAUUUAUUGACUUUCUGUCCUUACAUAUUUUUAUUAUUCCAAGUCUAAGAAAUUGUACUACAAAAUACGCAAUAUAAAGAAAUUGUAUAUUAAUAGUUGGUUCAUAUUCUUUUGUAUAGCCUACGUGUUUGAAGACUGCUCUUGAACUUAAUUUGUUUUUAUUUUCUUGGAAUUAUAUUAAACCAAAUUAUAUAUGGUACUUAAUCUACUAAUUAUUUUGGUGGUUUUAUACAUUAUUUUUCUAAGCUUGUUUAUGAUUUGGCACAACAGUAUUUUAUCCUUCUGCCUUGUUUAUAAAACCACCGUACUUUUUUCUCAUUAGCCUGGAUUUAAAUUUUUAAAUCAUACCAAAACAAUCCUAGUUAACGAACAGGGAAUGCUCCCGGGGCUGAGAUUGUAUGGAGAGUCCCGGAAAUACCCGGUUUCCGGAUUGAGUUUGUUUAUAAAAUCAACGACAAACUGCUCACCAUAGUUUAUCUAGCGAGCGCAGUCCGGCAUUUUGAAAAUUGCCACUUUCUUAAACGCUAAGUACCCCAAAUUUGGGCACUAGUAAAUAAAUACUGUUGUGCCAAUCAAUAUAAGUUAUCUCUUAAUUAUCUAUAACACAGUGUGAUAUUGAAGGAAUAAACGCAACAUUAUGUAGCGAAAUACAAAAAAUAGUUACCUCAUUCCGGUUAGGAAUAAAAUACAUUAUAAUAGAAUGAUACGAAUACAGGAACUGGCCAUAGAUUAACUGUUUAACUUUUCUGAAUCUCAUAUGAAGCUGUAAUUUUUUUUACAAUUAUGGCCUGGAUGCGAGUCCUUUAAGCCAAUGAAACUGUCAAUGUAGAGGUGUUUUUUUUCUUUCACUGACAUUUUUCGUCUUGUCUGAUUGAGAUAUGAUUAAUUGAUUAAAAAAGGUUCAAGUUUGUAAUGGCAUUUGAUUAUCGUUCAAUUAUUUUUAAGAGUAAUGACAGCUUCAUAUGAAAAAGUAUGGCGUCGCUUUCUUUUGAUUCUUCCUACAUGUGGGCGCCAUAUUUACUGCAUACAGUUUGUUUUUAAGCUUGCAUUUGCUCAAGAGCGGGUGCAUUGUUGGCACUGUAUCCACCGCUAGUGUUAAUUUUGUAUGUUAAAAUUAUAUUAAUGAUAAUGAGAAUAAAAGGGUACGAUUUCAUGUGAUAUAGAA
Cydia strobilella is the source of this 9351-nucleotide messenger RNA. RefSeq names its product ATPase family AAA domain-containing protein 2-like. The record is from RefSeq and is a predicted model, not a curated record. Bases 356 to 4195 code for a protein of 1279 amino acids. Gene Ontology annotation, molecular function: histone binding; chromatin binding; ATP hydrolysis activity. NCBI's taxonomy places the organism in Eukaryota, Metazoa, Arthropoda, Insecta, Lepidoptera, Tortricidae. Gene Ontology annotation, biological process: positive regulation of transcription by RNA polymerase II. Gene Ontology annotation, cellular component: nucleus. The transcript has 28 exons.